ACUGAUUGGGACCGGCAUGAGGAAAUCGAAUCUUAGUGGAGGCUUUAUAAACCCACAGCCUCACUGCUGAUGUUGAGGACAUAACUUGAUCACCGAGUCGCAGGCUAUCCUCCUGUUCUUAAGAGACUUUAAACCGAGAAGCAUUCAUCAUGAAUAUUACAAUCACUCUUCUUGGCGGGGAACCACGUCCCCUCAUUGUGCCUCCAGGGACCACCGUGGGCUCGCUGAAAAUACUCAUCUUUCAAAAGUUCCACAUCUCCCCGGAGAGGCUUUCAGUCGACAAGAUAAUUCUCGAUGAUGACUUAAAAGACCUGAGUUUCUAUGGGGUGCUACCCUGUGCGAAUAUUUUCGUGCUGGUCCAAGAGCCCAAAAACAUCCAAGUGUUCCUGAAAACGGAGAAGGGUGCGAAUCACACAUACAACGUCCGACCUGGGGAGACGGUGGCAGGCUUCAAGCUCAAGGUGAAACAGCGGGAAGGAGUGGCUGAGGACCAACAAAGGCUGAUCCAUGAAGGCAAGCAGUUGGACCACGGAAGUCAUACAUUGGUGUCCUAUAAUGUGAGAGAGGGGAGCACCAUCUUCCUAACCGGACGUCUGAGAGGCGGCUAGGACUCGAGAGGCGGCUCGAGCGGUAGAAUCAGGAGUUGGAAACGUUUUGCCUAUCCUAUCUCCGACCUAACUGAAAAAGCCAGCGUGUAAUUUAUAUUUUUUACAUUGAUAAAAUGAUUUGGCGAAGAGCCGGCCUUUUCAUAAUUUUAAAUGCACAUAUUUAAUAACGAA
Messenger RNA from Gadus macrocephalus (Pacific cod), 779 nucleotides. Its product is annotated as ubiquitin-like. The record is from RefSeq and is a predicted model, not a curated record. The coding region runs from base 150 to 608 and encodes 152 amino acids. Gene Ontology annotation, molecular function: protein tag activity; ubiquitin protein ligase binding. Gene Ontology annotation, cellular component: nucleus; cytoplasm. The transcript has 2 exons. NCBI's taxonomy places the organism in Eukaryota, Metazoa, Chordata, Actinopteri, Gadiformes, Gadidae. Gene Ontology annotation, biological process: protein ubiquitination; modification-dependent protein catabolic process.